Molecule: messenger RNA, 3256 nt
Organism: Colius striatus (speckled mousebird)
Lineage: Eukaryota; Metazoa; Chordata; Aves; Coliiformes; Coliidae
Gene: RPS6KA1
Product: ribosomal protein S6 kinase A1
Exons: 21
Coding region: 83-2299 (738 amino acids)
Biological process (GO): positive regulation of DNA-templated transcription; protein phosphorylation; intracellular signal transduction
Molecular function (GO): magnesium ion binding; ribosomal protein S6 kinase activity; ATP binding
Source: RefSeq, a predicted model, not a curated record
GGCAGCAGCGGCCGUGGGGCUCCCCGGGCCCCCCCCGGGGUGGUGGUUAACGGGGCUGUGCCAUGGUGAUGGAGAUGGGAGAAUGGAGAGGGACCCCAAACUUCCUCGCAUCUGCGCCUUCCUCACGCUGUGGCUGCAGAGGAAGCAGCGAGCCAAGCCCUGCAGCCGCCCGGGGCCCGUGCCCGGCCCGCGCCUCAGCACGGGUGAAGGUGUUGUGAAGGAAAUCAACAUCACUCACCACGUGAAGGAGGGCUCUGAGAAAGCCGACCCGUCGCAGUUUGAGCUCCUCAAGGUGCUGGGACAGGGCUCCUUUGGCAAGGUUUUCUUGGUGAGAAAAAUAACACCACCAGACAACAACCACCUCUAUGCCAUGAAAGUGCUCAAGAAGGCGACAUUGAAAGUGCGUGACCGAGUAAGAACAAAGUUAGAAAGGGACAUCCUGGCUGAUGUAAACCAUCCCUUUGUGGUGAAACUCCACUAUGCAUUCCAGACAGAGGGGAAGCUGUAUCUCAUCUUGGAUUUCCUCAGAGGAGGUGACCUCUUCACUCGGCUUUCCAAAGAGAUCAUGUUCACUGAGGAGGAUGUGAAGUUCUACCUGGCAGAGCUUGCUCUGGGGCUCGACCAUCUGCACAGCCUGGGCAUCAUCUACCGGGACCUUAAACCAGAGAACAUCCUCUUGGAUGAAGAAGGACACAUCAGGCUCACAGAUUUUGGCUUGAGUAAGGAGGCUAUAGACCACGAGAAGAAAGCCUACUCCUUCUGUGGGACAGUGGAAUAUAUGGCCCCAGAGGUUGUGAAUCGCCAGGGCCACUCCCACAGUGCUGACUGGUGGUCCUACGGGGUGUUAAUGUUUGAAAUGCUCACUGGCUCACUGCCCUUCCAGGGGAAGGAUCGUAAGGAGACCAUGACCCACAUCCUCAAAGCAAAGCUGGGCAUGCCACAGUUCCUGAGUACUGAGGCACAGAGCCUCCUGAGAGCCCUUUUCAAAAGGAAUCCAGCCAACAGAUUAGGGUCUGGACCAGAUGGGGCAGAAGAGAUCAAGCGCCAUCCUUUCUACUCCACCAUUGACUGGAAUAAGCUGUACCGCCGGGAGAUCAAGCCUCCCUUCAGGCCUGCCGUGGGGCAGCCCGACGACACCUUCUACUUCGAUGCAGAGUUUACGUCUCGUACCCCAAAAGAUUCCCCAGGCAUCCCUCCUAGUGCAGGCGCUCAUCAGCUCUUCCGAGGCUUCAGUUUCGUGGCAACAGGGCUGAUGGAGGAUGGCAAGGUGAAGCCUGCCCAGCCUCCUCUGCAUUCUGUGGUGCAGCAGCUGCACGGCAAGAACGUCCAGUUCAGCGACGGCUACGUGGGGAUGGAGACAAUCGGCAUCGGCUCCUACUCAGUGUGUAAACGCUGCAUCCAUAAAGCGACCAACAUGGAGUAUGCAGUCAAGAUUAUUGACAAGAGCAAGAGAGACCCUUCUGAGGAAAUAGAGAUCCUGCUGCGCUACGGGCAGCAUCCCAACAUCAUCACCUUGAAAGAUGUGUAUGAUGAUGGGAAGUACGUGUACCUGGUGACUGAGCUGAUGAGGGGAGGGGAGCUGCUUGACAAAAUCCUCAGACAGAAGUUUUUCUCAGAGAGGGAAGCCAGUUCAGUCCUGCACACCAUCUGUAAGACAGUGGAGUACCUGCACUCCCAGAUGGUGGUUCACAGGGAUUUGAAACCCAGCAACAUUCUCUACUUGGAUGAGUCAGGAAACCCCGAGAGCAUUCGCAUUUGUGACUUUGGCUUUGCCAAGCAGCUGAGGGCAGAGAACGGCCUUCUUAUGACUCCCUGCUACACAGAAAACUUCGUGGCACCCGAGGUCCUGAAACGCAAAGGCUACGACGAGGGCUGUGACAUCUGGAGCCUGGGAGUGCUGCUGUACGCCAUGCUGGCAGGCCGCACUCCGUUUGCAAACGGUCCCAGUGACACUCCAGAAGAGAUCCUGAGCCGGAUAGGUCGGGGGAACUUCUCCAUCAGUGGAGGGAAUUGGGACACUAUUUCUGAUAUGGCCAAGGAUCUCGUAUCAAAGAUGCUUCAUGUAGAUCCUCACCAGCGUCUAACAGCCAAGCAGGUCCUGCAGCAUCCCUGGAUAACCCAGAAGGACAGCUUACCCCAGAGCCAGCUGAACCACCAGGACAUUCAGCUUGUGAAGGGGGCGAUGGCUGCCACCUACUCUGCACUGAACAGCUCCAAGCCAGGCCCACAGCUGAAGCCCAUCGAAUCCUCCAUUCUGGCCCAGAGGCGGGUGAAGAAACUCCCUUUAACCACCCUGUGAAGUCAGGAUGGGAUGCAGGAGCAUGGUGAUGUUAAGGACACACCACACCUCCCACCUGAACCAGGGACAGGAGAUGGAGUGGUCAGCACCUGCACAGAGCUCCCUCAGGACUUAUUCUCCAAAGGCCAAGUGCCUUCCUGUUCCUGACAGACUGGCUUCUCCUCGUGUGGACUGAUCUUUGCUGAGAGAACUUCACUGUAAAACAUUUCUGACGUGUAAAUUGUCAAUUUUUAAAGACAUCCAUCUGUGUAUAUGAGACCUAGAAUGUAUAACUGAUGGCAAGUGGCACUAAAAAGCAGCUCUGAAUCACCCUUUCCUGUUAGAGCCAGGAAUUUGUCGUAGCUACGUCAUUCCUUGGAACUGAUUCUCUCCAACGUUGUUGCAGCUGGAAGAACACGUUUGGAGUUCAGGCUUUGGGGAUUUUCCUCCCUUGAGCCUUUAGAUGCUCUUCCCAAAGCCAACCUUGCAGACUCCUAGCCAGCAGCACUCCUCUUUGUAAGGAUUUCCCUCCCUUUCACUUUUUGUGUGUGCGUGUUGAGAGCGUGAGGUCGGUUUUUCAGACUCUGUUUCUUCCUCUCUCCUGCCCUCCCCAGCACAGACAGCAGUUCUCUGAACAACACCCACUACGGGUUUUCCCAACACCCCCAGAGGUGCUCAGCUUCCCAGACCCUGCUGGGUUUGAUUCUUUCUUUCUCUCUGCCGUCCCACCUUCAUCUUCUCCCCAUCACUCCUGGGGAGUUUGUCACCUGCGUAAGCGGGGAUGACAAAGGGACCUUCUCGGCAAAGCUGAGGCUCUGGGCUGGCUCUGGCUGCUGCUUUUACCACUUUGGGGUUUUCCUUUCUUUCAGCAGCAACCUCUAAAACAAACCAUCCUCUUUUUUUUAAUUUAACUUUGUUCUACAGCUGGUAACUCAGGGUUUCUUUCUGAAUUGUACAAUAAACGUGUCAUUCAGUUGA